Puntigrus tetrazona (Sumatra barb) is the source of this 3152-nucleotide messenger RNA. It is a transcript of the gene bpgm, whose product is annotated as 2,3-bisphosphoglycerate mutase. Gene Ontology annotation, biological process: glycolytic process. Bases 114 to 893 code for a protein of 259 amino acids. Gene Ontology annotation, molecular function: intramolecular phosphotransferase activity. The transcript is spliced from 3 exons. The record is from RefSeq and is a predicted model, not a curated record. Lineage: Eukaryota; Metazoa; Chordata; Actinopteri; Cypriniformes; Cyprinidae.
GUCACUCAAGUACACUGCUUCUCGUUUGUUGAUGCUGCCUUUCCUGCGUAGAGCUGCAGCUACUCUGAGCUGGGCGGUUUCUAAUCUGAAGGACUUCAUACUGUUUAUUCUUAAUGUCCAAAUACAAACUCUUUCUUCUCCGACAUGGGGAGGGGGCUUGGAACAAGGAGAACCGCUUCUGCAGCUGGGUUGAUCAGAAACUGAGCGAGAACGGGGUGGUGGAAGCCCAAGAAUGCGGCAGGCUCCUGAAAGAGCAGGGGUACCAGUUCGACCAGGUUUUUACCUCCUUACUGAGCCGCUCCAUCCAGACAGCCUGGCUGGUGCUGGAGGCCAUGGGACAAGAGUGGGUCCCAGUCACCAAAUCCUGGAGGUUAAACGAGCGGCAUUACGGUGCCCUGAUUGGCCUCAAUCGGGCCGAGAUGGCGUUGAACCAUGGAGAGGAACAGGUUAAACUGUGGAGACGAAGCUAUGACAUCACUCCGCCCCCCAUUGACGAGUCACAUCCCUAUUACGCUGAAAUUUACAAUGACCGCCGGUACAAUACGUGCGACGUUCCGAAAGAAGAACUGCCCAAAACCGAAAGUUUAAAGGAAGUCUUGGACAGACUUCUUCCUUACUGGAAUGAUGUCAUUGUACCAGUGAUCAAGAGUGGCCAAACAGUCCUCAUCUCUGCACAUGGCAACAGCUGCAGGGCUUUGCUUAAACAUUUGGAAGGUAUUUCCGAAACAGAUAUUGUGAAUGUAACGCUGCCCACAGGAGUACCAGUCCUGCUGGAGCUGGAUGAAGAUCUGCGAUCGGUCAAGCCCCGUCAGCUUCUGGGCGACCAGGAUAAAAUUCAGGCGGCCAUCAAAAAGGUGGAGGAUCAAGGGAAGGCUAAUGCACAAAAUAAAUAAUUGUACUGUUGAAAAUGCCAGAAUAAUUCAUACAGGAACUGUUAAAACCGAAAGAUUAUGAAUCAGUCAGUAGCUUCAGUAAUGAAGCACCUGGUAAAGAUAGUUUGGCCACAUACUGUAGGGUGUGUCUGAACUAGAUUGGUUCCGAGGUAUUUUAGGAAUCUUGAACACUUAUACAAGUCAAUAUUUUGAAGUCAAGCACUGGUUACUGAUCAAAAAUGCACAUUUGGUAUAUAUAUUUUGUCAUAGCAAGAGAUCCGUAGACCAAAUAACAAUGAAAUAGAUAUUGAUAUAAUAUUAUUUAAAAUGUUCGUGUAAUAAUGCGUUGUUAUUUUUUGUUAAUUCUUGCGUAUAUUUCCGAUAGAUUUGUGGUCACGGAAAACCAGUGGUGCCUUCCUUUGGGCAAAAAAUUAGAAUUUCAUAUUAAAGGUCAACAUAUGAUUUUAACCAUUUCUGUACUUUAAAAUAGUAUACUAUACAAGAGGAUAGGGUCAGUUUAAAGUCACUUAAGCUCACCGAGGCUGCAUUUAUUUGAUCAAAAAAACAGUAAUAAUAUUUGCACUUGUGUACUGCGCAACAUUUUUGUGAAAACCACGCUGCAUAUUUUUCUUUGGUGAAUAGAAAAUUUAAAAGAACAGCAUUUAUUUAAAGUUCUUUUGUAACAAUUCAAAUGUCUUUACUGUCACUUUUGAUCAAUUUAGCCUAGCUUAAAAAAAAUGAAUGAAUUAAAAACCUUACUGAACUUCUGAACUGCAUAGUGUAUAGAUAAACCCAACCUGGAGUGGCAUCAUUACAAAAAUUAAUAAAUAAACAAUAGUAAAACAAGCGUAUAAUUCACUCCACUGUCUGGACUUUCAGAGCCACAGAUUAAAUCUUAUUGAAUUUAUAUUCCACAAAUCAGAUGAAACUUAGAGAUUUCAUUGGAUAUGUGAAGGAUAAUUAUAAAUUAUUUAAAAUAUUUUUUGUGUUAAAUAGCACUCUUAACAUACUUUUGUAACAUUUGUUUGUGAGGGACAUUUUGUUUUUAUCCAAAAUAUUUAUUAACAGUAAUAUUAAGACAAUAUGUGUUAAUAAGUUAUUAGUUUAUAAUGCACUGCCAAACGCAACCCACUCUCUUUUGCGUCUCAUUCUUUUCUCCAACACCAAUGCAAACACAAAAGCUAGACAUAAUUGUGGUUUAGAAUGUCCCUGCACUGUAAUACCUCUGUUUUUUAUGUAUUUAAUGUUGAACACUGUACUGUAUCUGAAGAGAAAUGUUAAUUGUGUGUGUUGUUUAUGUUAUAAUGACCGUAGUGGCUUUUACUGUUACACGUCUAAAUGUUUGCCCCCUGCUAUGGCACAUAUGUCCCACCUGCUUUUCCACCGCCCAGAAGCACUGGUCCGCCGGCUUGAGCGUUUUCCUGAAAGAAUAAUAUAUAUAAAAAAUAAAGAUUACAGAUGUAAAAUUGUUAAAGUGUAUUAAAUGAUGUGUUUGAAAAUGCAUAAAACGCCUAUUAACCAGGAGGAGGUGCUGCAGUGUUUUCUGAGAAGGCCUUUCUCCGGUGAAACAGAUGUUGAUCUUAAUAUAAUAGCGGUGGAUGGUAAGUUUAUUUUUACAGAAAGCACUAAUGACAUAGGGAAACUGAAGAGGAUGUAGCACUUGGCAGACUGCUCGUAUUCACUUCACCUAAUAGCUCACAUUUGUCUUGUUGAGCUGGAAUGUUCGAAAAGAAGCACUAAAACACGUUCUCGUGGGCUUUAAUGUCCUCUUAGAAGAAUAUACAUUUUAACGCGUUAUAUGCUCUUGGGAAAUCUCCCUUUAAAGCUUAUUAAAAAAUAAUGUGAUUUUCGUUGAGUUUAUUUGCCGAUGCUGUGAAGACGUGACUGGACGGGCCGUUUCUGACUGCACUUGAUAUUUUUCAUGGGCCGUGCGGAUUUCACAGUCCUUACUUUAGAACAUGGUCUCGAAACAGUAGAAAAACAUCGCAGGAAUCUGGGUGUAGAUACAAUUUGAGAACUGUUCAGUUUGGCUGAAGACCAGAAAGGCCUGGACACGAUGUAGCCUCAUCUUCACUGCCAGUCUAACACUUCUCUUAAAACUGUUGCGUUAGGAUGUUAUCAUGGGAUGCCAAUACUUCAGGGACAUUACUGGAACAUCUGUUAUUUUCUUGAUGUGGCCGUAAACUAAUUGAUGUUCUCUAUUUCUUAACCAGGAUGAGGUGUGAUGUACAUAACUGCAAAAUACUGUAUUUCAAAACAAUAAAGACAUUCCAGAUGUAA